AUGAAUGACCAUAUUAUAUGCAAUACGCUAUAUUUUCUAUAAAAAUGUUAACUUCUUCUAAGUCAAAUAGAAGGUCAAUAAGAAUGGAUCAAUGAGAUAAAUGAAUGUUAAAAGGAAUUAGAGCUCCAUAAAGUUAAUCAUCCACUUUAUGAGUAUUGUUUACUCUUCAUAACUGAAAAGAUCAUACAACCAUUUUUAUAAGACUUAGACACUCUAUUUAAUUGUCAAGAUGUUGUUAAGGAAAUAAAAAAAUAUGAAUUGAAUUUUAAUUAUGUAAUCAAGAGACUUUCAUUAGUAAUAUACAUAUAUCUAUAAUUUAGAUAAAAGAGUUCAUACCAAAUGUAGUGAAGGUACCAUUAGAUGAUUUAUUCUGUAAACCUUAAACUGAUGAUGAAUGGAUUUAAUUAAAUAGAUAUAUAGAAUUUGUUAAUGUAUAAUAUUUAAUUUAAAAUAAGCUAGAUGAUCCAUAAUCUUUAUCUAAAUAAUUCGAUUAAUUUUAUGAUUACAUCGCUAUGGGAGCAGCUUAUUGUACUUUAGGUUAAAAGUAUUCAAACACAUUAAUAAGUUUGAUUGUUUAAAAUGUUGGUGGGGCUGCAAUGUUAAUUAAAAAAUAGACAGCAAGAAAUAUAAAGACUAAAGAAAUCACAAAUCCAUCACUUUCAUUUGUAAAGGGAUUAUGGAGUAUUUAAAACAAUUCAACAUUUUUUAAGAAUUUUAUGAAACUUACUAAUUGUAAGAUAAAAUCACAUCUAAAAAUUCAUGUUCCCUUUUUAUUUGAUGAUUAAUAAUUUAAAUAUCAUCAUGAUAAAAAUACUUAUGUUUUAGAGAAAUUUUAUGGUUUCAAAAUGGUAGAUGAUCUUUACCAUAAACUACAAGUUAAGGAAUUAUUAUAAAAAUCAAAAUAAUAAAAAAUUAAAGUGAGAAUUAUAUCAGCAAAUAAAGUGAUUUUAAAUUAUAAUAUUGAUUAUUCCUAAUUAGUAUAGAAAAUAAUUGAAAUCAGUUCAGAACAUCAUUAAAUAAGUUAAAUAAUUUAAUAAAACAAUAAGAUUACAAAAAUAAAAAAAGUAGUUUUACAUAUUCAUGGUGGUGGAUGGGUAGCCAUGUCAUCAUUUAGUCAUCAAUCUUAUACAAGAAAGUGGGCUAAUUAUCUAGGAGAUGAUGCUAUUAUAUUCUCAAUAGAUUAUAGAUUAGCUCCUGAAUAUAGAUACCCUUAUGCAUUGGAAGAUGUUUGGCAAUUAUAUUUAUGGAUCAUAAAUUUUAGUCAAUUCUAUUUAAAUAUAACAGUUGAAUAAAUAGUUUUAGCUGGAGAUUCUGCAGGUGGUAAUAUGGCAUUGGGAGUUUGUUUUAGAGCAAUAAAAUAUGGUAUUAGAAUUCCAGAUGGAUUACUAAUGGCUUAUCCUGCAGUAAAUUUAGAUUUAACUAAAUUUAAUCCAUAUUUAUUAUAAGGAUUGAUUGAUUAAGUAGCACCAGCAACUGUAUUAAAAUUAGCUCUACAUGAAUAUUUAAAAGAUACAAAUGGCAAACCUAAUAUUGAUCCAUACUUAAGUCCAUUGAUAGCUGAUGAUUCAUUUUUAUUAUAGUAAUUAAAAUUAUAAAUUGUUAGAUUACCAAAAAUGACAAUUAUGUGUGGUUAAUUAGAUAGUCUAACUGGAGAUACUAUAAAAUUUGUUAAUAGAUUAAGAAAGUUGAAUAAAUAAUUUAGAAUGAUUAUAUAUAAUGGAAUAAAUCAUGGAUUUUUGAAUUUUGAAGUACCUAUAUUUGCAGUACCUGCUAUAAAACCAUUAAUAGAAAAUAGUUGUGAUUUAUUGAAAUAGUUAUUUAAUUAAUGA
Messenger RNA from Paramecium pentaurelia, 1829 nucleotides. The record is from the annotation of a GenBank genome assembly. Lineage: Eukaryota; Ciliophora; Oligohymenophorea; Peniculida; Parameciidae.